Messenger RNA from Musa acuminata AAA Group (dessert banana), 3972 nucleotides. RefSeq names its product PWWP domain-containing protein 1. NCBI's taxonomy places the organism in Eukaryota, Viridiplantae, Streptophyta, Magnoliopsida, Zingiberales, Musaceae. The transcript is spliced from 2 exons. The coding region runs from base 235 to 3777 and encodes 1180 amino acids. The record is from RefSeq and is a predicted model, not a curated record.
UCAUGUGAGAAGCGCAUCGUCGCACACCCUUUCCCAAUCCUUCUCCGUUCCUUUCUCUUGCUCUAGGGUUUCCUGUCGCCUCCUUCUUCCCGGUGAUCGAUUCUGGCCGUUUUCUACGUCGAUCGAGGGUAUGCUCUUCGAUCUUGGACGCAUAGGGUUUGUCUACGCCGUCGCCGUCGCCGCCGCCGAUCGAUCGAUUCCUAGGGCUUCGGUGCUUCCUGCGCCGCUCUCGUCAUGAUCUCUGUCAUGAGCGAGCGGGAGAUCGACCGUGGUUCCGCCGCUGCCUCCUUCGGGAUGGGAAAUCCACAGGAAGGGCCUGCAAGUGAUGAGGCGGCGGCUGAUGGAGUCGGCCGUGGUUCACGUGAAUCUAGGGUUCCGAUGGAGCUCGACCUGGUGGAGCGAAAAAUCGAGGUCGAUAGUAUGGUUCUCGAGCGUGGCGAAGCGGAUCUUUCUCGAUCUCCCAAGGACGCUCCCGGAGGUGAGGACGCGGCGAUGGAUGAGGCUAGGGUUCCUGAAUCUGAUGUCGCCGAAGGGGUUUCUGCUUCUGCUGGUGCUGGAGCGAUGCUCGUGAUGGCAGAUCCGGAGGGAGGUAGUGAUUUCGAUGAGGGCUUGCUGUCGGAUGAGGUUUCGGUCUCGAAUGGUGCUACGAUUCUCCAAGGGGCUGUUGGAAACUGGAUGAAUGGGUUCGAGCUGGGUGACAUGGUGUGGGGGAAGGUAAAAUCGCACCCGUGGUGGCCUGGUCAUAUCUUCAACGAAGCGUUUGCUUCAGCUUCUGUCAGGAGGACGAAAAAAGAAGGCCAUUUUUUGGUGGCCUUCUUCGGGGACAGUAGCUACGGAUGGUUUGAACCUGCUGAGCUUGUCCCUUUCGAUCCCCACUACGAGGAGAAGUCUAAGCAGACCACCUUGCGGCCCUUUGUCAAGGCUGUCGAAGAGGCAGUUGAUGAGGCAAGCAGGAGAGAGGCUCUUGCUCUGACUUGCUACUGCCGAAACCCAUUCAAUUUCCAGCCUGCUCGUGUACCCGGAUAUUUUUAUGUUGAUGUUCCAGGGUUUGAGCUCGGGGGAAUUUACUCAUUAAAGCAAGUCAAUAGCGCGAGAGACAAGUUUGUACCUGUCAUGGCGCUCUCCUUUCUGCAACAAACAGCUACGAGUCCUUUAGCAGAUGACCCUGCUUGCAUAGAUCGGAUGAGAAAUGUUGCGAUGAUGCUUGCUUACCGGAGAGCAGUGUUUGAGGAGUUUGAUGAGACAUAUGCACAGGCAUUUGGUGUGGAGCCAGUGCGCCCAUCUCGACGCACUGGGGCUAUGCCAGAUCAGCUCGAAAGAUUUGCCCCUCGAGCGGCUCCUCUGAGCGGUCCACUGGUGCUGCCAGAGCCGUUGCGCCACAAGAAAAGCUCCUCCCAUAAGCUCGUACACAAAGCCGCCAAGGUCCCGUCAGCCAAGAAGAACAAGUACGUACUCAAGCGAAGGGACGAACGAGAGCCCGCGAGCGCCAGCGUCGGCCCCCCGAAGCCCUCUUUGCCGGAUGUUCCAUCGCCCGUUCAAUCCCACCGCAACCACUACAACCUCUUCCCUGCUCAGCAGCAUCAACAGACGCCCGCCCAUCACGCCCCGCACGCCCACCCGACCCUCGUCUUCCAGGAUGCCUCGUGCCCGCCGGCCUCGGCGCCGGGCGGCUCCAACCUCGGCGACUACGUGCUACAGAAGAGAGCUCCUGCUGGCGCCGCCGAUGAGAAGCCGCCACCGCAAACUUCUCAAGAUGGAUCGGUCUCGGAGCAGACAGCCUUACCGGCGGCCGCGGACGCACCCGCUGUUAGACAAGUAUUCGAUGAAGGGAGGUUGAAAACCGAGCCACCGAGACAGUUGAGUGAGAUCGCACACAGAAAACUAGACCCUACCGUCAGCGGCGCUGCUUAUUCAAGUGCUGAUGCUAAACCCGGGUAUGGGCCGGGGUCGUUGGCACUCCGAACUUCACAAGUUGGUGGAAUCAUGAAGGAGAAGAAGAUCAAGAAGCGCCUGCGUGAGGAUGGUAGCUCUGCUGAAUCCGGUGUCACCGGCCAGGCGAAAAAGAAGAAGAAGAAAAAGAAGGUACAGAGCAGUGAGAUCGGCGUACCAGAUCAUGUGAAAGCGUCUACGAUUGAGGAUCUUUAUAGGAGAUCAGCAGCGGCCAAGCCCGUCAGCAUGGAGCCGGAGUUGCCGAGAAGGGAAGAUGAAGUUGCACCCACCACGGAACCCUCUGCUGUGGCUGUUCGACAUCCCGACAUCGACUUGAGCUUACGUGAUCUGCAACUCCCGGAGCUGGUGAGCGACUUGCAAGAGCUAGCGCUAUAUCCUUUCUAUGGGAUCGACCGUGAUGCCCCCUGGGUAGCGCUUCAUGUCUUCCUCAAUUUCCGUUCUUUGGUCUAUCAGAAAAGCUUGGGCCUUCCACCGGCCAGCGAGGCCGACGCGCCGGAGGUCCCAGCCGUUAAACCAUCAGCUGCUUUGCCACCGCCGCAGGAGCCUGUUGUAGUAAGUGCUGUGGUUGCUCCGGCAAAGGUGACGAACGAGGAGACGGCGCCGACCUCCAUUUCUAAACCACCGAAAGCCAGUUUCAGGCCUGAUGAUCCCACUGUUGCCGGACGCAAACGAACCGCAUCUGAUCGACAGGAGGAGAUGAGCGCUAAGCGGCAGAAGAAGCUGGACACGCUCAAAGCUUUGGCUGGUGAAAAGAAGGCAGCCAUCGGCCACAAGGGACUCGAGGGCCCGCAGCGGGGGCAGAAAGACCCCGUCGCCGCGACGACGUCUGCGGCUGCGUCAGCGGGGCCGGCGAAGCCCAACGACAGGGCGGCGGAGCCUGUCAAGAAACAAGAGCCGCCGCCUCCGCCUCGGCUGCCCUCUCCGACCACCCUCGUGAUGAAGUUCCCGCUGAGGACGACGCUGCCUUCCGUGGCUUCCCUGAAGGCAAAGUUCGCCCGGUUCGGGCCGCUGGAGCUCUCCGGGACCCGCGUGUACUGGAAAUCCUACACUUGCAAGGUGGUGUACAAGUUCAAGCCGGACGCCGAAGCCGCACUCAACCACGCGAGGAGCAACCAGAUGUUCGGCCAGGUGAAGGUCUACUACUAUCUCCGCGACGCCGACGCGCUGGCGCCCGAGCCAUCCUCUGAAGCUGUCGGGCAGAGGUCGGAGUCGCGCCUCGUCGAGAGUAACCAAUUCAGACCUGGAAGCGGGGCAGGCGUCGGCGUCUCAUUCGGUCCGUCGAGGCCUCCGUUGAAUCUGACCCAAAAGCCCGCGGGGCAGCCGAAAUCUAUUCUAAAGAAGCCCAGCGACGAGGCAGCACCGAGCGGUGGUGGAAGAGAAGCUCCCCGCGUAAAAUUCAUGUUGGACACUGUUGAUGGUAAGGCAGAACUGCCUGCGACAGUGGUGGUCGCCGGCAACAACAACGAUGUCCGUAGCAGUGCAGAUACCUCCUCCGCAGUAGAUCCCGUCAUCGGCAAGGCUCCCAGGUCAGUUCGUUUUCUUCCGCCACCGUCUUCGAGUCGCCCACUCAUACCGUUUCCACCGAGAGCAGACAGCCCUUACAUUCCUCCGCCACCUGCCUCCCUCGGCGUGGCGGAGAGGGUGCUUCCGCCGCCCCGUCCGCAACGUAAUCUCAAUGGGGUUGAAGAAGAAUCGGGAUCCAGCGAGCAAAGAGGGAACGCGAACAAGGCCUUCGCCGACCAAAUGCUGAGCCUCCUGUUUAGGUGUAGGGAUAUCGUGAGGAACGUCAAGUCGUCUCUAGGCUACGUUCCCUACCACCAGCUAUAGGAGCGUUGCUUGUUUAGAUGAUGCAGCUUCUCCAUUUAACGUCCGACGGAUUUAGUCGUACUCUUGUGGGGGGAUUAAAGCUUCCACUGUUAUUUCUAUAGACUUUCUGUUGUUUUGCUUGUGACUGUUGACGGUGGCGUUGCAGUAAAAUAAUACAACAAUCCCAUGUCUUGCCGGUGUUGACGUUGAGUUGGA